Molecule: messenger RNA, 1798 nt
Organism: Capsella rubella
Lineage: Eukaryota; Viridiplantae; Streptophyta; Magnoliopsida; Brassicales; Brassicaceae
Product: UDP-glycosyltransferase 73B3
Exons: 2
Coding region: 113-1570 (485 amino acids)
Molecular function (GO): UDP-glycosyltransferase activity
Source: RefSeq, a predicted model, not a curated record
ACUCAUACUACUACAAACACGAAAACAUCACUUCAAAAUCUCUCAUUUCACAUAACUAUUUUUCUUUUAAGUUUCUCAGAACAUCUCAUUUUCUUUUCGACCAAAUUCAAACAUGGGUACUGAUCAUUCCCCUCGUAGGCUCCAUGUUAUGUUGUUCCCUAUCAUGGCUCAUGGCCAUAUGAUACCUACUGUAGACAUGGCUAAGCUUUUCUCUACCAGAGGCGCCAAAUCUACAAUCCUCACCACACCUCUCAACGCCAAGAUCCUCCAGAAACAAAUCGACGCAUUCAAGAACCUGAAUCCUGGUCUCGAUAUCGGCAUCCACAUCUUCGACUUCCCUUGCGUGGAGCUCGGGUUACCACAAGGAUGCGAAAACGCUGAUUUCUUCACCUCAGACAACUACGUUGGUAGGCAAGAUCUGACCUUAAAGUUCAUUCUUUCGACAAGGUUUUUCAAAGACCAGCUUGAGAAGCUCCUCGAGACAACUACACCGGAUUGUCUCAUUGCCGACAUGUUCUUCCCAUGGGCUACUGAAGCUGCUGAGAAGUUCAAUGUGCCAAGGCUUGUGUUCCACGGCACUGGCUACUUCUCUUUGUGCUCUGAAUAUUGCAUCAGAGCGCAUCAGCCUCAAAACAGAGUAACUUCGAGUUCUGAGACAUUUGUGAUCCCUGAUCUCCCUGGGAACAUACUGAUGACUAAAGAACAGAUCUCAGACCUUGAUGAAGAAAGCGAGGUGGGGCGUUUUAUGAUUGAGGUUAAAGAAUCGGAAGUGAAGAGCUCAGGAGUUGUUGUGAAUAGCUUUUACGAGCUUGAACCUGAUUACGCCGAUUUUUACAAAAGUUUUAUACAAAAGCAAGCUUGGCAUAUCGGUCCGCUCUCGAUGUACAGCAGAGGAUUUGAGGAGAAGGCUGGGAGAGGAAAGAAAGCUAGCAUUGAUGAGGUAGAAUGCAUGAAAUGGCUUGACUCCAAGAAACCAGAUUCAGUCAUUUACAUUUCCUUUGGGAGCGUGGCAAACUUCAAGAACGAGCAGCUAUUCGAGAUCGCUGCAGGGCUAGAAGCUUCUGGCACAAAUUUCAUAUGGGUUGUGAGGAAAAACACUGGUGACAAAGGAGAAUGGUUACCAGAAGGGUUUGAAGAGAGGGUAGAAGGUAAAGGGAUGAUAAUUCGAGGAUGGGCUCCUCAGGUGCUGAUUCUUGACCACCAAGCAACCGGUGGGUUCGUGACCCAUUGCGGCUGGAACUCGCUUCUUGAAGGAGUAGCUGCAGGGCUACCGAUGGUGACAUGGCCAGUUGGAGCGGAGCAAUUCUACAACGAGAAAUUGGUUACGCAAGUGCUCAGGACAGGAGUGAGCGUGGGAGCGCAAAAGCAUGUAAGGGGUACGGGAGAUUUCAUUAGCAGAGAGAAAGUGGAUAAAGCGAUGAGGGAGGUGUUGGUUGGGGAAGAGGCAGAGGAGAGGCGGAAGCAGGCAAAGAAGCUGGCAGAGAUGGCUAAGGCCGCAGUGGAAGAAGGAGGGUCUUCUGUUAACGAUAUAAACAGUUUCAUAGAGGAGUUUACCGUGAGACGGCCCUGAGAGAGGUGACAAUGAAGCAAGUAAGCAGAGGAGAAGUUGAGAUUGAGGCGUGGUGGAGAAAGGAGGGACUUUGUUUUACUAUUUGAAUAGCUUUACUGAAGAGCUCAGUGAGAAAAAGAAGAUAAAAACAGUAAACUAGAUCUUGUGAAGUAGUUCAAUUCUGUUUGGUAGUGAUAAGACUUGUGCUACAAUAAAAUAUAUAUAUGUGUAUCAAAUACCAUUUGUCUA